Messenger RNA from Odobenus rosmarus divergens (Pacific walrus), 3028 nucleotides. RefSeq names its product solute carrier organic anion transporter family, member 5A1 (gene SLCO5A1). Gene Ontology annotation, biological process: sodium-independent organic anion transport; transmembrane transport. The transcript has 11 exons. The record is from RefSeq and is a predicted model, not a curated record. Lineage: Eukaryota; Metazoa; Chordata; Mammalia; Carnivora; Odobenidae. Gene Ontology annotation, molecular function: protein binding. Gene Ontology annotation, cellular component: membrane.
GCCAAGACUGCUCGGUGGGCGCCUAGCGAGCUCUGUGACAGCGUGCCGGCAUCUCUUUGUUUGGUUGUUGCUUCCCCACCCCUCCGCAAAGCAAACUGAUUUUCGGUUUCGCGUGACACUGCGCGCUGGGACUUAGUGUGGGCCGCAGCCUCAAAUGCCCCUGGUUGGCAUCUUUGCGCGCGAGGGUGUCGCAAGCCGAGGCGGCGAGGACAGGGCGCCUCUGGCCCAGCCAGCCGGGCGGUAUGCGGCGCGGGCAACAGCGCUAAGCGCCCCCACGCUGGGCACGGGGCGUACUCGCUCCAGGCGGCUGGCCGGGCGGCGGCGGCGGAGGGGAUGCGCCCAGGACGCGCAAGGCUCCUGCUGCGAGCUACCGCCCCGAGGUGGACCCCAAGCAGGGCUCAUCGCAGGACCGCGCGGACCCCUGCCCCCCGGGGCACGCGGCUGCGGAGCCUCGGGGCCGCAUCUGCGGUCAGGAUGCCCUGGGUGCCUCUCUGCUGGUGAGGAUGCCCUGCUGCGCGGCUCAGCGUCCCCAGCCCCGGUCCCUGGUGGGCACGACUGAGUGGGCCCGACUUCGGCCCCUCGUGCUGGUCGAUGAAAAGCGCUGGAGUCCCUGAGUGCGAUCAGCGAUCGAAUCUGAGUUCUAAGAGCCAUGGACGAAGGCACCGGGCUGCAGCCCCAGGCGGGAGAGCAGCUGGAAGCACAAGCCACAGUAGGAGCUGUCCAAGAGAAGUGCGAACCAGAGACCUUUAGGUCCAAGAGUUUACCGGUCCUGAACAGCGCCUCCUGCCGGCCAGACCUGAGUCCUGCGCUUGCAGGAGCCAAGCCCUCCAUCGGCUCUUUGGGCCGUCAGGAGUUGAAACCAGGCCCAAGCGGGUUGGCCCCCAGUCCCUCCGCUCCUUCCACUUCGGCGGAGACGUCAGGGCUCAUGGAAUGUAACCACAGGGUGGAAGUCAGCAAAGCCGUGUCGGUGUCCUCCACUUUGGCCACGCUCCAGGGGAGAAGGUGCCUCUAUGUGGUCCUCACUGAUUCCCGUUGCUUCCUGGUUUGCAUGUGCUUUCUGACCUUCAUCCAGGCGUUAAUGGUCUCUGGGUACCUGAGCAGUGUCAUCACCACCAUCGAAAGGCGCUACAGUCUGAAGAGUUCCGAGUCGGGGCUGCUGGUCAGCUGCUUUGACAUUGGGAGCCUGGUGGUGGUGGUGUUCGUCAGCUACUUUGGCGGCCGGGGUCGGAGGCCCCUGUGGCUAGCGGUGGGUGGACUUUUCAUUGCCGUUGGGGCUGCCCUCUUUGCUUUACCUCACUUCAUCUCGCCUCCCUACCAGAUCCAAGAGUUGAAUGCCUCGGCCUCCAACGAUGGCCUGUGUCAGAAUGGCAACUCCACGGCGCCUUCCGAACCUCCCACCUGCCUGAAGGAUUCAGGAGGAAAUAAUCAUUGGGUCUAUGUGGCUUUAUUCAUUUGCGCACAGAUUCUCAUUGGAAUGGGUUCCACACCUAUUUAUACCUUGGGACCAACCUACUUAGAUGACAAUGUCAAGAAAGAAAACGCAUCCUUGUACCUAGCCAUCAUGUAUGUCAUGGGAGCACUUGGUCCUGCAGUGGGAUAUUUAUUAGGUGGACUUCUUAUUGGUUUUUAUGUCGAUCCCAGAAAUCCUGUUAACCUUGACCAGAAUGACCCUCGUUUCAUUGGAAACUGUUCUGAAGUAAAUCAGAGAUUUGGAAAGAAUGUCAGAGACCUACCAAGAGCAGCUGUCAGGAUCUUAAGCAACAUGACAUUCCUUUUUGUGAGUUUGUCAUACACAGCUGAGAGUGCCAUUGUAACUGCUUUCAUUACCUUCAUUCCCAAGUUCAUCGAGUCACAGUUUGGUAUCCCAGCUUCCAAUGCCAGCAUCUACACUGGUGUUAUUAUUGUCCCCAGUGCUGGUGUUGGCAUUGUCCUGGGAGGCUACAUUAUAAAGAAAUUGAAACUUGGUGCAAGAGAAUCUGCCAAACUAGCCAUGAUCUGCAGUGGUGUGUCUUUACUGUGUUUUUCAACCCUAUUUAUUGUUGGAUGUGAAAGUAUUAAUCUAGGAGGCAUAAACAUCCCUUAUACAACAGGACCUUCUCUUACCAUGCCCCACAGGAACCUGACAGGAAGCUGCAAUGUUAAUUGCGGUUGUAAAAUACAUGAGUAUGAGCCAGUCUGUGGAUCAGAUGGAAUUACAUACUUUAACCCUUGUCUGGCUGGCUGUGUUAACAGUGGUAAUCUUAGCACUGGGAUAAGGAAUUACACAGAAUGCACGUGUGUCCAAAGCCGGCAAGUGAUCACUCCACCUACUGUCGGGCAGCGCAGUCAGCUCCGUGUGGUUAUUGUCAAAACCUAUCUCAAUGAGAACGGCUAUGCUGUGUCUGGGAAGUGCAAACGGGCCUGCAAUACCCUUAUCCCAUUCUUAAUUUUUCUCUUCAUUGUCACCUUCAUCACAGCAUGUGCCCAACCAUCAGCCAUCAUAGUAACACUCAGAUCGGUAGAAGAUGAGGAGAGACCUUUCGCGCUGGGAAUGCAGUUUGUUUUAUUGCGAACACUUGCAUACAUUCCUACUCCAAUUUACUUUGGAGCAGUUAUUGACACCACCUGCAUGCUCUGGCAACAGGAAUGUGGAGUGCAAGGCUCUUGCUGGGAGUACAACGUGACAUCAUUUCGUUUUGUCUAUUUUGGUUUGGCGGCCGGCCUCAAAUUUGUUGGCUUCAUUUUUAUUUUUCUGGCCUGGUACUCCAUUAAAUACAAGGAGGACGAGCUGCAGAGGCAGAGGUGGAGAGAAUUUCCUCUGAACACAGUGAGCGAGAUGGUGGGCCACACCGACAACGCCAAUAAGGGUGCCCGGACUAGAUCUUGUCCAGCUUUCAGCAGCCAGGGGGAUUUCCCUGAAGAGACUGGUCUGCAGAAAGGGAUCCAGUACACAGCACAGACCUAUCCGGGGCCCUUCCCCGAAGCAAUAAGCUCCUCCCCAGACCCGGGGCUGGAAGAAAGCCCUACUGCCAUGUAGCCUCCCUCCUGA